Messenger RNA from Durusdinium trenchii, 338 nucleotides. NCBI's taxonomy places the organism in Eukaryota, Dinophyceae, Suessiales, Symbiodiniaceae. The record is from the annotation of a GenBank genome assembly.
GAGAAAGAAGAGCGGAGAAAUGGACACCACGCCAUGGUGAAAGUACACGAACCGGCCGUUUGCGGUGUUUUUUCGCCGGCCAGGUGGACGAGAGUGAGAUUUGGUCGACCUUUGUCUAUCGCGGUGCAUGGAAGUGGGAGUACGAACAUGCCUUGCACCUCUACAACAAAGAGUUGCCAGUGGUUCUCUUGCUUGACUCGGUCGGCUACAUCCGAUGGCAUGCAGUGGGCCUGCCCACGGAGGAGGCCACCGAGACCUUCCAGACCUUGGCCAGGAGGUUAGCGCACGAGAAGCGAAACUUCACCUGAGCAACCCCGGAGCCAGAAAAGGGAACCGUG